AUGACCUGGACCCUCAUCUCCGCCACUCCCUCCCCCUAUGCCAGGAAAGUCCGCAUAGCACUCCAACACAAACAGAUCCCCUUCACACUGCAGACAGAAGUCCCCUGGGACUCCACAACAGCGACACCGCAGUACAACCCUCUUGAAAAACUACCCAUCUUGAUCCUCGACGAUUGCACCGCGGUAUACGAGAGCCAUUAUAUCCUGGACUGGCUAGAGACGAAGCACCCCGAACAUCCAAUCCUUCCCGAUGAUGUCGACGGGAAGCUUUUCGCGAAGAAAAUAGAGGUUGUUUGUGAUGGGAUGUGUGAUGCCCUCGUCAUCGCCUUCUUCGAGAAGAUGAGGGAGAAGGAGAAGCAGAGUGAGCCUUGGAAAGCUAGACAAAUGCGCAAAGUAGAAGGCGGCCUCCGCCAACUAAACACCUGGGUCGAACAGAACUCGAACAGCAAAUUCAUGAUCGGCGACAGCCUGACCCUCGCAGAUUUAGCAGCGGGAAGUUUUCUCGGCUGGUUUAGUAUCAGAUACGCGGAUUACGAGUGGGCGAAGCAGUACCCAGAUCUGAAGAAAUAUCACGAUGGGCUGGAGGAAAUGGAGUUCUUCAAGAAUACCAGGCCGUCGCCGCAGACGAUGAAGGAUCAGAUCGUUUGA
Messenger RNA from Recurvomyces mirabilis, 648 nucleotides. RefSeq lists its product as uncharacterized. Gene Ontology annotation, biological process: glutathione metabolic process; L-phenylalanine catabolic process. Gene Ontology annotation, molecular function: maleylacetoacetate isomerase activity; glutathione transferase activity. The transcript has 2 exons. The record is from RefSeq and is a predicted model, not a curated record. Bases 1 to 648 code for a protein of 215 amino acids. NCBI's taxonomy places the organism in Eukaryota, Fungi, Ascomycota, Dothideomycetes, Mycosphaerellales, Teratosphaeriaceae.